Messenger RNA from Chenopodium quinoa (quinoa), 3797 nucleotides. RefSeq lists its product as uncharacterized. The transcript has 4 exons. The record is from RefSeq and is a predicted model, not a curated record. Gene Ontology annotation, cellular component: mitochondrial matrix. Gene Ontology annotation, biological process: mitochondrial translational elongation. Gene Ontology annotation, molecular function: translation elongation factor activity; protein binding. NCBI's taxonomy places the organism in Eukaryota, Viridiplantae, Streptophyta, Magnoliopsida, Caryophyllales, Amaranthaceae. Bases 282 to 3368 code for a protein of 1028 amino acids.
UAUUCAGAAAUGAAGAUAAGAAGCUAAUGCCCUGCCUUUCAUUUCCUUCUUCUUACUCACUUCCACAAACAUAGAAAUAGAGAGAGACUGACACUCUGAACUUCUCUAUUUUCUGGGUUUAUCCUACUUUUUCCUGUGACUUUCAAUUUUUAAUUUCCAAAUUUUAUCACCCCUUUUGUUGGGAGAUUUUUAUUCUUAACACAAUUACAAAGGUACAUAGAUGAUCUGCUAAUUUCAGCAAAACAAAAAAGAGGAGACCAUAACUUUAUGCACUAGCCUAAAUGACGCCUGUAAUUCCUUGUUCAGUGAGCAAUAUUUCAUUUAUUCCUGGAAAUGCAUUUACGACAAGGAAGAGCAGGUGUUUUUCCAGAUACUCUGGAAACCUUAAAAGGUCUUUAUUAUCCUCCCAAAAACAUUCUAUAGCCCUUCCACAAAGCAUCACAGUAUUUCAACAAUUGAAAAAUGGAUGUUCAAGAAUUCAGAAAUUAUCAGCCACAGGGGCAGAUGUUGUGUUAGAGGAACAAGGUUCAUCAGUGGCAGAUGAAGCAUCUACUGGACCACCUGAAGAAGUUCAGACAAAUGAGGAACCCUCCACUAAAUCUGAUGCAAGUGCUGCUCCUGCUCGGGUCAAGAGAAGACAAGGCAGGAAGAGUGAGAUGCCACCUGUUAAGGACGAGGACCUAGUUGCUGGGGCAAUGUUUACUGGGAAAGUGAGGUCGAUACAGCCGUUUGGUGCUUUUAUUGAUUUUGGAGCAUUUACAGAUGGUCUGGUGCAUGUUUCCCAAUUAAGUGCUAGCUUUGUAAAGGAUGUCAAUGAUGUGGUUUCUAUUGGCCAAGAAGUGAAAGUGAGACUAUUAGAAGUGAAUACUGACACAGGGAGGAUAUCUCUCUCAAUGCGUGAUGAUGAUAGUAGCAAUAAGCCCCAGCAAAAGAAAGAUGGUAGCAGUGACAAGGAUAAAUCACCUAGAAGGAGCUCUACUAGAAGUUCUCAGAAGAGAGAAGAUGUGAAGAAAACCAAGUUUGUCCAGGGGCAAGAUCUUGUGGGCACUGUUAAAAAUUUUGCACGAAGCGGUGCUUUUAUAUCUCUUCCUGAGGGAGAGGAAGGUUUUCUGCCGACAUCAGAGGAACCAGAUGAUGGUUUUGGGAACGUUAUGGGGAACACAUCGCUGGAGGUUGGGCAAGAAGUUAAUGUCCGUGUGUUACGUAUUUCAAGAGGCAUAGUAACAUUAACCAUGAAGACAGCAGAAGAUGUGAACAAGCUCGAUUCAAAGUUGAAUCAGGGUGUUGUCCAUGAAGCAACAAACCCCUUUGUUGUUGCUUUCCGUAGAAACAAGGAUAUUGCUGCCUUUUUAGAUGAGAGAGAAAAACCUGAGGAAGAUGCAUCUGCUGAAACCUCAAGCAAGGAUGCAAUUGAAGUUAGUUCUGUAGAUGAUACAUCAGAAAAUGUUGAGGCUGCUGCUCCCUCCAUUGAGGAAGAAGCAGAGAAUCCAAACCGUGAAGAAGUUGCAAUGACGAGUCAAGAUGGUGCUCUCGUUGCAGAAGAUGAGACAGCAGCAGUAUCUGCUGUCCCUUUGGCUGACAAUGAACAGACAGCAAGUGAGGCCUCUUCAGUUGUCCAGGAAGUUGUGGCAGAAACUCAACCUGAGAUUGUUAGUGCAAAAGAAGAUGUGCAAGUAGAGAUUCCCGCUGAUGAAUCCAUAGUGGAGACGUCUAGUCCUGACAGCAACCAGAGUGUUAGUGCCUCAAGUGCGGAAGAUGAGGCAACAACACCAAUACCUUCUCCCCCAUCGGCUGAAGAUGGAGAGACAAAAAGUGAGGUGUCUCCUCUUAGCCAAGAAACAGUAGUAGAAACUCCAGCUGAGGAUGUUAGUGCAAAAGAGGAUGCUCCUGUUGAAAUCCCUACUGAUGCAGCCAGUGUUGAGACGACUUCUCCUGAGGCUAAUGGGAGCAUCAAUGACUCAAGUGGACCAAAUGGAUCUUCCCCUCAGGGAAGCGCCUCCAAAGCAGCUAUAUCCCCUGCUCUUGUAAAGCAAUUAAGAGAUGAAACAGGAGCUGGGAUGAUGGAUUGCAAAAAGGCCCUAUCUGAGACUGGAGGUGAUAUUGUUAAAGCACAAGAGUUUCUCAGAAAGAAAGGACUAGCCAGUGCAGAUAAGAAAGCUAGCAGAACCACUGCUGAAGGGAGAAUAGGUUCCUACAUUCAUGAUAGCAGAAUUGGUGUUCUGAUUGAGGUGAAUUGUGAGACAGAUUUUGUUUCUCGGGGUGAUAUUUUUCGGGAGCUAGUCGAUGAUCUAGCUAUGCAAGUGGCUGCAUGCCCUCAAGUGGAGUACCUUUCUACUGAUGAUGUUCCAAAAGAAAUUGUGAAUAAAGAAACAGAAAUUGAAAUGCAGAAGGAAGAUUUGUUGUCAAAACCUGAGCAAAUCAGGUCAAAAAUUGUUGAAGGGCGGGUUAAUAAGAGGCUUGGAGACUUGGCUUUGCUCGAGCAGCCAUACAUCAAGGAUGAUAAAGUGGUUGUUAAGGAUUGGGUGAAGCAGACGAUUGCAACAAUUGGAGAAAACAUAAAAGUGAACAGGUUUGUGAGGUACAACCUUGGUGAAGGAUUGGAGAAGAAAUCCCAAGAUUUUGCAGCUGAGGUGGCUGCCCAAACUGCAGCAAAACCAUCCUCUGCACCAGAACAGGAGAAGCCUGCUGCAGCUGAAAUUGAAAAACCAGUUGAGAAGGCACCAACAGUAGCAGUCUCAGCUGCCUUAGUCAAACAAUUACGAGAUGAAACUGGAGCAGGCAUGAUGGAUUGCAAGAAGGCUCUUGCUGAGACUGGAGGGGACCUUGAGCAAGCUCAAGAGUAUCUUAGAAAGAAGGGCCUAUCUAGUGCUGAAAAGAAAUCUAGUCGGCUUGCAGCUGAGGGAAGAAUUGGGUCCUAUGUUCAUGACGCUCGCAUAGGAGUGCUUCUUGAAAUUAACUGUGAAACUGACUUUGUGGGUAGAAGUGAAAAGUUCAAGGAAUUGGUGGAUGACUUGGCUAUGCAAGUUGCAGCUUGCCCACGGGUUGAGUAUGUAUCUGUCGAGGAUAUAUCAGAAAGUAUAGUGAGCAAGGAAAAGGAGAUUGAGAUGCAGAGAGAAGAUAUAUUAUCAAAGCCUGAGAAUAUCAGGGAGAAAAUUGUUGAAGGGAGGAUUUCAAAGCGGUUAGGAGAACUUGCUCUUUUGGAGCAGCCCUACAUCAAAGAUGACAGUAUCCUGGUGAAGGACCUUGUGAAACAAACUGUGGCUGCACUCGGGGAGAACAUUAAAGUUCGGAGGUUUACCCGGUACACCCUUGGUGAGCAAAUUGAAAGUCCUAACACAGAAACUGAAGCUUCAGAAGUUGAGAUUUAGUGUUCAAUAGAUAAUAUCAUAGCAUCUGAAGAAAGUUUCCAAAUAACCUGUUCAGGUUGGUGGGACUUUUGAAUUCAGAAAGGAUAAUCUAAUUCUUUCGAGUUUGUUGUAUCUUUAAAAGGCAGUUUUUGUUUGCUUUUAUUGCCUUUGUCUUCUAUAAUCAUCAUAUAUAUAGCUCAAGUACCAACAAUUAUGGUAGUAUGGAGAGAAGUCGAUGUAGAGACAGAAAGAGGCUGCAUAUUCAAUUGUAUUUUUAAGUUGGGAGGAAACCAUAAAACCUUUUUGUAAAGGUGUUUUUGAGGCUUUUAUGUAUAUGUUUAUUUUUCACAUAGAUUACUCAGUGUGUACAACAUUUCCAGCUAGUCUGUUCAGCUCUGUAAAUCAUCCAAUUAUUUGGCAAAAUGAAUUAUUACUCUGGUUUUCUUCUGU